Messenger RNA from Pseudopodoces humilis (Tibetan ground-tit), 1523 nucleotides. Its product is annotated as osteocalcin-like. Gene Ontology annotation, cellular component: extracellular region. Gene Ontology annotation, molecular function: hydroxyapatite binding; structural constituent of bone; calcium ion binding. The record is from RefSeq and is a predicted model, not a curated record. Lineage: Eukaryota; Metazoa; Chordata; Aves; Passeriformes; Paridae. Gene Ontology annotation, biological process: bone development; response to vitamin K; osteoblast differentiation.
CUUCAAUAACCUCCAGGAAAGCUCUGAGGUUAGGGAGAGUAGCGCAGCCAAAGAAGACAUGAGGAGUCUGCUGGCACUGCUGAUCGUGACUCUGGCCCUGGCAGCACUCUGCUGUUGUGAGAAAGAUCCCAAAGAAUCCUCCGCAUCUCUCAGCGCUGACAGCAUCAAGAUUAAAAAAGAAGUUGCCAAUGCCUUUGUGAAGAGGAAGAAGAGAUCCAGCCCUUACGAAUGGUACUUCGAGUAUUAUAAAAGUCCAAUGGAGCAGAUGCAUGAGCGCUGUGAAAACUACCCGCCCUGUGACUAUCUCUCUGACCAAGUGGGAUUUGCCUUGGCCUACAACCGCUUCUUUGGGAGAUACUGAGGAUGGGAAGGUCUCUCCAUUCGUUUGGCUUGGAGCACUCCGAACCCCACAGGAGAAGGAAGGUUGUGGUUGGGAAGGAAGGAAGGAAAGCACCUGGACCAACAUCUUCUUCUGUAGUCUCCCUAAGCAGCUGGAACACCAAGGCAGGGAUUAUCCCACUUGUUGAGUUUACAUUAACUUUCUUCCUUUCAUCAAUGAAGUCUCUAUUCAGACAUCUUUUGUGGUAUUUUGAGCUUCACCAGGAGACUCUGUCUUGCUUCCUUCCACCUGAAUCCCCCACACACAAUAGGUGAAAAAUGGUGAUUACUUUCAAGAUAACCACUGCAUGCCUUAGAAACAUCACUAGAUCUCCUACCCUCUUCUGCAAAAUACAGGAAGAUUAUGGAAGAAGAAUGUCACAAUGUGAUGGAUCUGAUCCUGGAAUGCUCACUAUGAAGAAGGAAGAACACCUGUUCCAAUUAGUGGGAAAGUUCAGUAUUUUUAUGUAGUAUAGUCACAUUAAAUAUGCAUUGCAGUAGGAUAAUUUUAUAAAGUUAGAAGUGUGCAAAUACUCUUGCAUAGAUAGCAAUCAGCUUCUGGUACACUCUUCUGAUUACUCUGUCAUAAACUUUGCCUGUAUAGUAAUAAUAAAUAAAUCCCAAACGGUGUGUUUAAGGAGUCCUUUUAGAUGAGCCCUUGCAUUUGUGUGUUGCUUUUCAUGACUGUAAAAAAUGGCCUUGAAUUCUCUUGGUUUUUGGUUUUGGUUUUUUUUUUUUCCAACCAGUUUCUAGUGAAACUAAAAAUACCCAACAGAACAGAAAAAAAAAAUAACCUCUUUUCCUCUGUUGCUUUUGCAUUUAUGCUGAAAAUGGAAAGUAUCUAAACAGCUAAAAAAGUAUAAAAAAAGAAAAGAAAGCUAUAAGCAUUAUGAAAUUUAAAAAAAUUAGUUCAAGGAGGGAUUGAAAUUGGGGCAGUUUUUUGUUUAUUCAAGACAACUGUUAGCUGAAUAUAUAUAUUAUAUAUAUAAUAUACUACUAAUAUACUCUGUCAGCUUUCCUUCCCUGGCAGGUGGAUGGCAGAUCACACCUCCAAGGACAGGGACUGCUGAUGCUCAGGAAACUUGCAGAGACCAAAUCUCUCUGGUUACAUGUAAGCUGGUGCAACCAUCCCCAACUGCUAAUUG